UGAUCUGUAUCAAUAUGCCUUCUGCUAGACUACACAUAUUUAACUUACCUCUUGUAUAGAUGCACUUAUGUAGCAUAUUCUAGGAAAAUGUAUAAACGAGAUGGUUAAAUGCCAUAUUAUUCUCCAUGUGAAACAGUGUUUUUUAGAAAGGAAAACAAAUAUCAAAUAUGGCGAUCACCAUUCAUUUUAUUGCAGAUAAUUGCUGAAGCAGAUUGUGUGCACACAUGUGCACACACACACACACACACACAUAAACUGAAGAACUGCAGAAUACCAUAAAAUGACAUGUAGAUGCAAAAAGAAACAAUUAAUUGACACUCGUCUGACGGCAUUAUGGACUAUUUAAAGUCAAUAUUUGGUACGGGUGAUCAGAAAUCACCACUGUCAUUUGAUUCUAAACCAUCUUUUUCCACUGAAAGUGUCCAGCCUUCUGCCUCCAGUUUGGUCACAGCGAAGCAGGACGUCUCAUCCAAUAUUGUUACACCAGGACUGUCAAACAAUGAGAAACACACUUUUGUCGACAUGGUAACUGACACUGUAACCGAAGCUGGAGCCAUCAUAAAGCACUAUAUUACAAGAGUUGUGCCCCUUGAAGAAGGAGACUGCUUAAGCUGUAAGCUGAUUGGUGUGUCAGUACUGUGGGGUGCUGCUAGUUUUGUCGUGAUUCAGGGUAGAAAGGCACGAGAGAAAUACACUGGCUUUAGGAGAGUUACUUUCUUCAUUCAUGUGGGAUUCUUAUCAUCAGGUCUGUUUGUCUUGGGUAUGGCACGGUUAUUGGACAAGAGUAUUUUUGAGAAGGAUAAAGGAAAUAAAAAGAGUAUUCUGGAAAUGACAAUUUCAGACCUGAAGGCAAUCCAACAGAUAUUUAAAACACCAAGUAAAGACACAACCACAAGAGAGCAUCCUGGCGAUUGAAAUAUAGUCCUGAGUGUGUAUUGUCUAAACUGUUUAUAACAGACACUGAUAUAUAGUCUUAUGUGUGUAUUGUCUAAAUUGUUUAUAACAAGCACUGAAAUAUAGUCCUGAGUGUGUAUUGUCUAAACUGUUUAUAACAAACACUGAAAUAUAGUUCUGAGUGUGUAUUGUCUAAACUGUUUAUAACAAACACUGAAAUAUAGUCCUGAGUGUGUAUUGUUUAAACUGUUUAUAACACACUGAUAUAUAAUCUUAUGUGUGUAUUGUCUAAACUGUUUAUAACAAACACUGAAAUAUAGUCCUGAGUGUGUAUUGUCUAAACUGUUUAUAACAAACACUGAAAUAUAGUCCUGAGUGUGUAUUGUCUAAACUGUUUAUAACAGACACUGAUAUAUAGUCUUAUGUGUGUAUUGUCUAAACUGUUUAUAACAAACACUGAAAUAUAGUCCUGAGUGUGUAUUGUCUAAACUGUUUAUAAUAGACACUGAUAUAUAGUCUUAUGUGUGUAUUGUCUAAAUUGUUUAUAACAAACACUGAAAUAUAGUCCUGAGUGUGUAUUGUCUAAACUGUUUAUAACAAACACUGAAAUAUAGUCCUGAGUGUGUAUUGUCUAAACUGUUUAUAAUAGAUACUGAUAUAUAGUCUUAUGUGUGUAUUGUCUAAAUUGUUUAUAACAAACACUGAAAUAUAGUCCUGAGUGUGUAUUGUCUAAACUGUUUAUAACAAACACUGAAAUAUAGUCCUGAGUGUGUAUUGUCUAAACAGUUUAUAACAGACACUGUGGAAUUGCAGUUGAUUUGUUUUCAGUUUCUGUGCAGUGUGGCAAAGCCACAAAACUAAUAACUAUUGUGUGAAAAUUUCACCCAGUAGUCUUAUAGACAUGGGCAACAGGAGCAGGAUUCAGAUUUAACAGUGAUGAUGCAUCAAAUUGUUAAUUGCCUUCUUCAUAUAUCUUAAGGCCCAGAAAAUUAAACCGUCUUAUUUUGUGUUACUAAUUAUUGGUCGUCAUACUUGAAUGGAACUCCUGAAAGUUGUUUCGUUACAAAGAUAAAACAUCUUUCACUUCUUUAUUUUUAAUGGGUGUUGUUGAAGGUUGCCGUUUUGCCUUUCCUCCUGACCAUAGUACCCAAACAAAACCUCCAUUGGUCUAAGCCAAAUGGCCUUACCCUUUAAUUUGCCAAAUUCGAGGUCAGCAGAAGUAUUAUAUGAGAUGACAUCACCCACUGUGGUUCCCUUUGGAAUGUUUGGGGCUUAAAAUGAUCUAAAAUGCAUCUUCUUCAAUUGUCAUACAAAUUUAGAUUUGUUUUUACACAGCGAUAAUUAUUUUUAUAAAGCAACAGUAUGUUUAGUAAUGUAAAUUGAUUCAUGACUGUCACUAAUAAAAACUUUGAAAGCAAAA
This is a messenger RNA of Gigantopelta aegis, 2314 nucleotides long. RefSeq lists its product as uncharacterized. The record is from RefSeq and is a predicted model, not a curated record. Lineage: Eukaryota; Metazoa; Mollusca; Gastropoda; Neomphalida; Peltospiridae. The transcript has 3 exons. The coding region runs from base 334 to 915 and encodes 193 amino acids.